GCUGAAAAACUUGUUGUUGUCGGGGAAAAUGGCGUCAAACGUAGAGGCCCCGGAGCGCUGGUACCUCGCCCUACUCGGUUUUGCGGAGCAUUUCCGAACCUCCAGUCCGCCCAAAAUCCGGCUCUGUGUGCACUGUCUACAGGCCGUGUUUCAGUUUAAGCCUCCGCAGAGGAUUGAGGCCCGGACACAUCUUCAGCUGGGCUCGGUCCUCUACCACCACACCAAGAACAGCGAGCUGGCCCGCAGCCACCUAGAGAAAGCGUGGUUUAUAUCGCAACAAGUCCCGCAGUUUGAAGAUGUCAAAUUUGAAGCUGCCAGCAUUUUGUCAGAGCUCUUCUGCCAACAGAAUUUGGUGGACUCUGCAAAACCCCUACUGCGCAAGGCCAUCCAGAUUUCACAGCAAACACCAUACUGGCACUGCAGAUUGUUGUUCCAGUUGGCGCAACUUCAUACACUGGAGAAAGACUUGGUGUCAGCGUGUGACCUCCUUGGGGUUGGAGCCGAGUAUGCCCGAGUCGUGGGCUCAGAAUAUACCAGGGCAUUGUUUCUCCUUAGUAAAGGAAUGUUGCUGCUAAUGGAGAGGAAGCUCGGGGAGGUGCAUCCUCUGCUCACACUGUGCGGAACUAUUGUAGAAAACUGGCAGGGAAACCCGAUCCAGAAGGAGUCCCUCAGGGUCUUUUUCCUGGUCCUACAGGUCACACACUACCUGGAUGCUGGACAGGUCAAGAGUGUGAAACCGUGUCUGAAGCAGCUGCAGCAGUGUAUCCAGACCAUCUCUACACUCCACGAUGAUGAGAUUCUGCCCAGCAACCCAGCUGACCUCUUCCACUGGCUGCCCAAGGAGCACAUGUGUGUCCUCGUCUAUUUGGUGACAGUCAUGCACUCCAUGCAAGCUGGUUAUCUGGAGAAAGCCCAGAAGUACACAGACAAGGCUCUUAUGCAACUAGAGAAACUAAAAAUGUUGGACUGCAGCCCUAUCCUCUCUACCUUUCAAGUCAUUCUACUGGAGCACAUCAUCAUGUGUCGCCUCGUCACGGGCCACAAGGCCACUGCAUUACAAGAGAUCUCACAGGUGUGUCAGCUGUGCCAACAGUCUCCCAGGUUAUUCACCAACCAUGCUGCUCAGCUUCACACGCUUUUAGGUCUGUACUGUAUCUCAGUGAACUGUAUGGAUAAUGCAGAGGCACAGUUCACUACAGCCUUGCGGCUCACCACACACCAGGAACUGUGGACGUACAUCGUAACCAACUUGGCCAGUGUCUACAUAAGGGAAGGAAACCGACACCAGGAGCUGUACAGCCUCCUAGAGAGGAUAAAUCCAGACCACAAUUUCCCAGUAAGCUCCCAUUGCCUCCGUGCUGCAGCCUUCUACAUCAGGGGACUCUUGUCCUUCUUUCAAGGACGCUACAAUGAGGCCAAACGUUUCCUGAGGGAAACCCUGAAGAUGUCUAAUGCCGAGGAUCUGAACAGACUGACUGCCUGCUCUCUGGUUCUGCUGGGGCACAUCUUCUACGUACUGGGCAACCACAGAGAAAGCAACAACAUGGUUGUACCUGCCAUGCAGCUGGCCAGCAAGAUCCCUGACAUGUCUGUUCAGCUCUGGUCUUCAGCGCUGUUGAAAGACUUGAACAAGGCCCUUGGAAACACUAUGGAUGCCCAUGAAGCAGCUCAAAUGCACCAGAACUUCUCCCAGCAGCUGCUGCAGGACCACAUCGCUGCCUGCAGCCUGCCUGAGCAUAACCUCAUCAGUUGGACUGAUGGCCCUCCUCCUGUCCAGAUCCAAGCCCAGAACGGUCCCACCACCAGCCUUGCAAGCCUGCUAUGAGGAACUCACUGUCUCGCAUAUUGCAGUAGCUGGUAUAUUAUCACAAGCAACAGACUGAUUCCUAACAACCUGCUAUUAGGCCACUGUAGCUGAGGUUUGAGAGGAUUUAAAAAAACAAACAAAAAAAACCUUGAGCCUUCAUUUUAUUAGCUUCUCAAGAUUGCUUCCUGGUUGUCUGCUCUCACAGUUUUGAUUGUUGUAAAACAAUUACAGCUACUGUUGUACAUGUAUUUCAUCUUCUCUGAUGGCACGGAUGCUUACAGGGCAUAAGGGCAGGGUUGGACUCUUGGUUAAAGCAGGACAUGGACAUGUAGCAACAUGUAAAAGGGCUUCUUUGCCUUUGAAACAGAGAAUCCUUCUCUACAUUUGACAGGUUUCUUUUCCAUUUGUUGGAAAAACAAGGGGGUAGAUAGAUGGGCAGUAAAGAAUUGUAGAAGAAAUUAAUUUAUUCAUGUUGAUAUUUUUGUAACUGUUGGUAAAUAUUUUACACCUUGCCUUUUUUUUUUUUGUAUGGAUGCUGUUUUUCUUUUCAUGCAUGGACGUUACUGAUGUGAACUCCCUGUACAAUAGUUUCUGACCUGGGUUGACAACAAUAAGUUCUUGGUAGAUCAUUUUUGCACAAAAUCCAUAUUAGAAAAAAAUAGAGACCUCUUGUAAUAUAUUUUCACAGAAUACUCACGUGAUCAGUAGGCAGUGUGCAUUGGUUUUGGACAGUGCACAGUCAACUGUGCAGUUCUUCUUUGGACCAGAAGAUGCCUCUGUUGGGUCUGUUAAUGAGCAAUGUUUAAUUACUUCUGGAUUUUUAUAUAAUUUGGUGGCUAUGAUGGUUCACACGUACCCUCAAAAAACACACACAUUUAACUGAUGUAUUUUUGAAGUUCCAUAAUAUAUGAAUCCCUGUUGAUGUAUUAAUUUUUACAAAUCAUGUUUAGACUUUUGGAGCUUACAAUAAUCUUCAGAUAUUCAAAAAGUGAAUUUAUUUUAUUUUGUUAUAUUUUAAUUUGUCUUGAUAGAUCAACUAAAUAGUUUCUUUACAGUAUGUUUGUAUAGAUUUGCCACUUGUUGAACCUUUAUUGUACAGUGACUUUUUAUAAAGUCAGUUUAGUAAAGUGUGAUAUGUAUUUUUAGCUAUCCUAUGUAGAAAUCUCUGCUUGGUAUUUAAGGCACUCUGUAAGGACAGUUUAAGCUUAAGUACUAGCCACAUUCUAUCCAAUGCCUACAUUUUUAAUGCUUAUGUUGUUUUCAAUAAUUUUCCAAUAAAAAUAUGAUUGAAAGUU
Messenger RNA from Toxotes jaculatrix (banded archerfish), 3102 nucleotides. RefSeq names its product MAU2 chromatid cohesion factor homolog. Lineage: Eukaryota; Metazoa; Chordata; Actinopteri; Toxotidae. The record is from RefSeq and is a predicted model, not a curated record. Gene Ontology annotation, molecular function: protein binding; double-stranded DNA binding. The transcript is spliced from 18 exons. Gene Ontology annotation, biological process: maintenance of mitotic sister chromatid cohesion; mitotic sister chromatid cohesion. Gene Ontology annotation, cellular component: SMC loading complex; chromatin. The coding region runs from base 29 to 1825 and encodes 598 amino acids.